Messenger RNA from Aureobasidium pullulans EXF-150, 1068 nucleotides. RefSeq lists its product as uncharacterized. Gene Ontology annotation, cellular component: cytoplasm; nucleus. Gene Ontology annotation, molecular function: mRNA 3'-UTR AU-rich region binding. The transcript has 2 exons. The record is from RefSeq and is a predicted model, not a curated record. The coding region runs from base 1 to 1068 and encodes 355 amino acids. NCBI's taxonomy places the organism in Eukaryota, Fungi, Ascomycota, Dothideomycetes, Dothideales, Saccotheciaceae. Gene Ontology annotation, biological process: 3'-UTR-mediated mRNA stabilization.
AUGUCUGAAGAACAGAACCACCUGGACUCCGGUAUGGACAACCUUACCCUGGAGAACAACAACAACGAGGAACUCCCUCCCCGCACUGAAGAGGAGUACAGCGUCGCUCAGCUCACCCUGAGAGCCAUCGUCUCCUCUAAGGAAGCAGGCGUCAUUAUUGGAAAAGCUGGCCAAAACGUCGCCGAACUCCGUGACAAGACUGGCGUCCGCGCAGGCGUCAGCAAAGUCGUCCCCGGUGUCCACGAUCGCGUCUUGACCGUUCUCGGCCCUCUGGACGCUGUUGCCGCUGCCUACGGCCAUGUCGCCGACGGUCUGCUCAAGGGUGUCCCCCAGCUGGGCAUGGGCGGUGUCGCCUCGAACCCCAACACUCACCCUGUCCGUCUCCUCAUCUCCCACAACCAGAUGGGCACCAUCAUUGGUCGCCAGGGCCUCAAGAUCAAGCAAAUCCAGGAUGCUUCCGGAGUUCGCAUGGUCGCCCAGAAGGAGAUGCUUCCCCAGUCCACCGAGCGUAUCGUUGAAGUUCAGGGCACUCCUGAUGGCAUCCAGAAGGCUGUCUGGGAGAUCGGCAAGUGCUUGGUCGACGACGAACAGCGCGGCUACGGCACCAUUCUCUACAACCCUGCUGUCAGAGUCUCCGGUAGUGGAGCUGGUGCUCCCGCUAGCAACGGUCAGUCUUACCCUUCCGGUGGCCGCUCUUCCUACAACCGCACUGGCAACGGUACCGACUUCAGCGACGCCCCUGCCGCCUACACCCGCCGUGAAUCUGCCCCUCGCGCUCCUGCACCCAUUGCUGCCGAAGACGACGAGGACAUCCAGACUCAGAACAUCAGCAUCCCUGCCGACAUGGUUGGCUGCAUCAUCGGUCGCGGAGGCAGCAAGAUCUCUGAAAUCCGUAAGAGUUCGGGUGCCCGCAUCUCCAUCGCAAAGGCCCCUCAUGACGAAUCUGGCGAGAGAAUGUUCACUAUUACUGGAUCUUCAAGCGCCAACGAGAAGGCUCUGUACCUGCUCUACGAGAACCUCGAGGCCGAGAAGAUGAGAAGAAGCCAGAUGCCUCCCCAGGACGCUUAG